CUAUAAAUUGGCCGUGGAUACGGCGAUACCCAUGUUACUUCGUUUUCACUUUUAAACAAUCUUCUAAAGUACUCUACAAAAAUGGCUAUUGGUGUUGGUAUUAACGGAUUUGGUCGUAUUGGCCGUAUCGUUCUUCGCAUUGCUUUGGAGAACCCCGAAAUCCAAGUUGUCUCUGUCAACGAUCCCUUCAUUCCUCUUGAAUAUAUGGUCUACAUGUUCCAGUAUGACUCCACCCACGGUCGCUUCAAGGGUACCGUUGAGGCUAAGGAUGGCAAGCUCGUUGUCAACGGCAAGGCCAUCAACGUCCACACUGAGAAGGAUCCCUCCCAGAUCCCUUGGGGUAAGGACGGUGCUGACUACGUAGUUGAAUCUACUGGUGUCUUCACCACCAUUGACAAGGCAAAGGCUCAUAUUGCUGGUGGAGCCAAGAAGGUCAUCAUCUCUGCUCCCUCUGCUGAUGCUCCUAUGUUCGUUGUUGGUGUCAACUUGGAUGCCUACAAGUCUGAAUAUGAAGUCAUCUCCAACGCUUCCUGCACCACCAACUGCCUUGCUCCUCUCGCCAAGGUCAUCGAUGAUAACUUCACCAUCGUUGAAGGUCUUAUGACCACUGUCCACGCUACCACUGCCACCCAAAAGACCGUCGAUGGUCCCUCUGGCAAGGACUGGCGUGCUGGACGUGGUGCCGGUGCCAACAUUAUCCCUGCCUCCACUGGUGCCGCUAAGGCUGUCGGUAAGGUCAUCCCCCACUUGAACGGCAAGCUCACUGGUAUGUCCUUCCGUGUUCCCAACCCUGAUGUCUCUGUUGUCGAUCUUACUGUCCGCAUCGAGAAGGCUGCUUCUUACGAUGACAUCAAGACCGCCAUCAAGAAGGCCUCUGAGGGUCCCAUGAAGGGCAUUCUCGGAUACACCGAAGACGAAGUUGUCUCCACUGAUUUCCUUGGUGACUCCCGCUCCAGCAUCUUCGAUGCUAAGGCUGGUAUCUCUUUGAACCCCAACUUCGUCAAGCUCAUCUCUUGGUAUGACAACGAAUACGGUUACUCUUCCCGUGUUGUCGACCUCUUGGCUUUCGCUGCCAAGAAGGAUGGUGCUCUCUAAAUGCAUCAACCCUCACACUGGUUUGAUUGAUGGAGGACCUCCUUAUGUACAUACUUAUUAGCUACUCCAUCCCCAUACAAGAAAUUGGAACGAAACUUUGCCACAUACAUUGUUUGGAAUAAAAAAAAAAAGUACCAAAUACGUGAUACCAACGUCGGGCUUGAAGCAACAGCCACCCAUGAGUGUAGAAACUUUCUCACGGCUAUUCGCAUUGACAUCGUAACAUAGUCCGUCUUUCGCCGGUAUUGCACAUGUUUAUUACUGGUUGUUCACUUCAUGUGAACGCGUAACGUUUUCUUUUCAUAUCUU
This is a messenger RNA of Umbelopsis ramanniana AG, 1404 nucleotides long. RefSeq lists its product as uncharacterized. Gene Ontology annotation, molecular function: NAD binding; oxidoreductase activity, acting on the aldehyde or oxo group of donors, NAD or NADP as acceptor; NADP binding. NCBI's taxonomy places the organism in Eukaryota, Fungi, Mucoromycota, Umbelopsidomycetes, Umbelopsidales, Umbelopsidaceae. The record is from RefSeq and is a predicted model, not a curated record. Bases 82 to 1095 code for a protein of 337 amino acids. Gene Ontology annotation, biological process: glucose metabolic process. The transcript is spliced from 4 exons.